CUUCAUGCCCGGCUAAACACACCAUCCCUCGUUGCGGAACACCACUUCCUGAGCCCACAAUUGGUGCUCCAUAUUAUUUUAUCUCGAUCUUUAUCUACAUCUCCUCCUCUCCGCCUGUCUAGCUAUACUGGAUCGAGACCUUCACCGUCACGUCAUUGCGCUGCCACCCCCGAAUCUUCAACCACCUCUCCGGGGAGAGCGCGAUCCAUUGCCCAAACCACCGUAUACGGUUACCGUCUAUUGCCGGCAUCAUGUCAUAUCCAACUCUACCAGCCCUUACCCCUCAGAGGCCACUCCCUGGCGCAUACUUUCAAACACCGGCACCCAACACUGGCGCGACGGCGCCGGCAUUGACCUCCCAACAAGCCGCCGCACACGACCCACCGUCUCCCAUCCAGCUUCCUAAUUUCACUGCAGUCCAAACAAAGCCCAAGCAGAGCUUGCUGAACACGGAGCAGCGCGCUGCGCGAACUAUCAAUGACACUCUCGCCCAGGAGUCUCGCUACCCGGACUUGGACAACUCUCUGUCCCAAGGCUUCUCAUCCGACUAUGAUCUUCCUACAUCGUCACCAUGGGCUCCAUUCCAGAAGGUGAAAAUGUACAAUAUCCCUGAUCAGAUUUUUGAUCAAUACAAUCGAGCGCAAGUGUCGACGAAUAUGGGGCUUUUCGCCGAGCUGAAUCACGCCUGGGUUGCAAUUGACAAUGCUCUCUAUAUUUGGGAUUACACUCACCCUAACCCGCAGCUGGUUGGUUUCGAAGAUCAACCAAACAGCAUCAUCACUGUCAAGCUAGCGAAGCCUCGUCCGAAAGUGUUCUUGCCCACUAUCACCCAUCUGCUGGUCAUAAGCACCACGGCUGACAUCAUCUUGCUGGGCAUGGGCUGCGAGACCACCCCUGGGGGCGCACGUCAAGUAACUCUGUACCAAACCGGAAUGUCGGCCUCGGUUCGAGGGUUAGAGAUCGAUCAACUGGCCUCAUCAGAUUCCACCGGUCGCAUUUUCUUCGGCGGUAUCUCCGACAAUGAUGUCUACGAGCUCGUCUACCAGCAAGAGGAGAAGUGGUUCAAGGGCCGCUGCUCGGCGGUCAACCGUGUCAGGUACCGCAUUGUGGCUGCCUUGACUCCCUCCGUGAGCUUCACACAACAGUCGUCCGAACAUGUCGCGCAAAUGGAAAUAGACGAUACGAGGAAGCUGCUCUAUACUCUCUCGUCGCUGUCCACAAUUAGGGUUUUCCAUAUGAAGCCUGACGGUAGUCUUGCUCUCGCCAUUACAAAGAAAGCGCAAGAUAUUUACGCCAACAUUGGGCAUAUCAUCGCGUCAAACGAAACCCUUAACAGUAAAGUUCCCAUUGUUUCUAUCAGUCCUAUCCUGGCAGCCGAAGCGUCCCGAUAUCAUCUGAUGGCUACUACUGCGACAGGCUACCGUAUCUACCUCAGCGCUACUGGAUCCUACAGUUGGGCUUCAGCGCCAGAUGGAGCAAGCGCUCCCACAAGCAUGCAAGCCCACCAUGUUAAAACACCUCCAUUGGACACCGCUCCUUCAAGUCAACUGGCAGCUUCGCAAGGGCUUCAAGGCCAGGCACGCUAUCACCCCACAAUAGCAGCCAGAGUUCCUGUUCAUACUUUACAGCCCACCCGGUUCGCGGUACGCUACCCCCCAGGCCACUUCUUCUGCUUUACCUCCAAGGAUUCUGCCACAUCAGACUCUCUCUUCAUUUCGGCCCCCGAUUCUGGACGGGUGGCUCGCUCUCAAGAAACUGUUAGUUCCAAGGCUGGCGAGACGGCAGUCUGGCUAUCUUUAGGCAGCAGAGCGGAAGAUGUUGGAGUCUGUUCCCCACCCACAGAGGCCGCCAUGGCUUUUGGUGGGUUUGGUAAUGAAUUGGCUGUCCAGUUCGAUGAACCCGUGGCCGAGAUUGCCAUCCUUACCAACAAUGGCAUUCACAUCAUUCGCAGGCGGCGUCUCGUUGAUAUUUUCGCGGCCUUGUUGAGAAAUGGUGGCGAUGGCGACGACGGGUUGGAUGGUAUGGCCAACAAUUUCGUCCGUAUAUACGGCCGGAGCGAAAUGGUCGCCACAGCCCUGGCGGUUGCUUGUGGCCAAGGAGUUGAGGUGUCGAGUGACUCUAGACUCACACAAAUAAAUGAUCCGCAUGUCUUGGAGGCUGCACGCAAGGUCAUAAUUGAUUACGGAGGCAAGCCUGUAAUGAACGAAAACGCUGUGGCCGACAAUUCCACACCCGCCAUUGAUACCGUCCUCACUUCACCACGUCAUGCAGGUUUUGCGCUAUACAUUUCGAGAUUAUUGCGUUCUAUCUGGAAGAAAGAGAUCGCGAAAAUUGGACAGUCAGAGACGCCGCCCAUUGGCACGGAAACUAUAGUUUCAUCGGUGCCCUCGGCCAAAUUGCAAGCUAUUCAACGAGAUUUAUCUGCUCUGCAAGAGUUCUUCAAGACAAACAAGAACUUUAUUACAGGCCUGAGCGGACCCGAGGCUCUGACGCGGGUUUCCACAAAACAAGAAGAGACUGCUCUUCAAGGGGAACAUCGCGCAUUGCAUUCACUUGUUCAACUUGUUUCUCACACCAUUGAAGGCAUUUCCUUUGUUUCUGUUCUUUUCGAUGAACGCGUGGACGAGAUUGUGGCCGCCCUGCCCGCGGAGUCGAAGGAGCGCUUCAUGAAACUCACGUAUGAGCAGCUAUUCAGUACCGCUAAGGGUCAUGAGAUUGCCAAGGAGCUGGUGAAGGGCAUUGUGAACCGGAACAUUGCCAAGGGCUCCAACGUUGAAACGGUAGCCGAUGCUUUGCGGCGGAGGUGCGGCAGCUUCUGUAGUGCCGAGGAUGUCGUGAUAUUCAAGGCUCAAGAGUUGUUGAAACGAGCCACCGAAGUGGGCUCCAACUCGGAGCUUGGCCGCAAUUUGCUCAACGAGAGUCUUCAUUUGUUCCAGGACGUAUCUGAGAAUCUGCCGAUGGACUACCUGGUCUCUGCGGUUGAAGGCUACAUCAAGAACGAGUUCUUCGCAGGUGCGAUUCAACUCGCCUUGAAUGUAGCCGCUCGCUCAGACAAGGCCAACUUGGCCCUCGCAUGGAUUGUUGAUGGUCGUCCUGCUGAUGAUACUCGUAUCGAGUACUUCCAAUAUCGGAAGCAAUGCUAUGAUCUCAUAUUCAAGGUUAUCAUCGCGGUCGAUAAGCACACGGCAAAGGAUAUCGGUGUUGUCGACGGACAAUUGACAGUCAUGGCUAAGCGCAGGAACGAGGCAUACGGUGUGGUUUCCGAAUCCAGAGAUGAGGUGUUUUUGACCACUCUAUAUGAUUGGUACCUUGAACAAGGUUGGAGUGAGCGAUUGCUCCAGACCGACUCCCCUUUCGUGAUCACCUACCUUGAGCGCAGGGCCGACGAGGACAUCGAACAUGCCGAUCUUCUCUGGCGUUACUUUGCUCAGUCCCAACGAUUCUUUGAAGCAGCUAAAGUUCAACUCCAACUUGCGCAGAGUAGCUUUAACCUUCCUCUAAGCCGCAGAAUUGAGUAUCUGGGCUGGGCUCGGGCCAACGCCUCGAUAUUCACCCCGGAUGUCAGCCGACAGGCUCGUCAGAGGCUGGUUCAGGAAACUUCUAAUCUGAUUGAUGUUGCCAACAUCCAGGACGAUGUUUUGCAACGCCUGAAAGACGAUCCUCGGCUUGCGCCGGAACCCAGAGCCGAGAUCUUGAAGGAAGUCGACGGGUCCAUCAAGGAUAUCAGCUUUCUCUUCAAUACAAUCGCCGACCCUGGCAGCUACUACGACAUUUGUCUCCAGAUCUUCUUCCACGCCGACCACCGCAACGCGGCUGACAUCAAGUCCACCUGGCAACAUCUUCUACAAGACCUCCACAACCAAGUUUUGGAGCGGGGCGAACCUCAACCAUACGAAGCGGUGAUCGACAAGAUUCGCAAUCUUGGCGGCCGACUCCGCAUGUCGGACUCCAUCAUGCCCAUUCCAGUCAUCCUGCCCAUGCUCGAGCGCUACGCUUUGGAGCACCAGCGUGACGUGGGCCCCCCGACGUGGAUAAUUGACCUUCUUCUCGAUCUGAACGUCACGCAUGAGACCAUGUUCACUGUCCUCGAGGGCAUGUACUAUACAGACGAAGCGCCUUUCCAGGGCAACAAUCGGCGAUACAUCGCCAAGGACCUCCUCUACCUCAUUCAGCACUGGUACCACGAGACCGUCCGCCCUGGUGGCCGAGUCUUUGGAAGUGACACCGCCGCUAACCGCGUCCUUGAGACUCUCCUUCUGAUCCAACAGGGCGGCGGCAUUCCACCCGAUCAGUUGCGCGUUGCCAACGAGCUCCGGACUAAGGUCCAGGAUAUAUUGCGGUAAUAUAGUGUGUGAAUGUGUGUUUGUAAUCGGAUUAUAGGAUUUGAUGAUUAGGUAGCACGGUUCAAAUUUCACCUUCCUUACAUUCUUUUUUUUUGCAUGUUUCAUGUCCCCAACAACAGGAAGGCAGCGAGCGAUAGAAAAGGGGUAAUGGAGUUUCCUUAUUUUUGUUUUCCCUUUCUUUCAGUUUUCUGAUCUUACAACUUUGUACCAACUGCUGAAUCAGAUGAGAGGGAUUUCAAGUGCAGUGGAGUAUUCUUCCGAUGAGUUCAUCCUCACAUAUGGUUACCUAGUUAUAGAUAAGGUGGGUGCAGAUGAGGGCUGGUCGUCUCGUUAUUUGGCUCGCGCGACCCAAAAUGGCUUAG
Molecule: messenger RNA, 4705 nt
Organism: Aspergillus saccharolyticus JOP 1030-1
Lineage: Eukaryota; Fungi; Ascomycota; Eurotiomycetes; Eurotiales; Aspergillaceae
Product: putative non-repetitive nucleoporin
Exons: 5
Coding region: 252-4343 (1363 amino acids)
Biological process (GO): RNA export from nucleus; protein import into nucleus; protein localization to nuclear inner membrane
Cellular component (GO): nuclear pore inner ring; nuclear pore
Molecular function (GO): structural constituent of nuclear pore
Source: RefSeq, a predicted model, not a curated record